UCCACAAGAAUGUCAAGUACUCUAUGACAUUGACAUUUUAUCGUGUUUUUCAUUUUGGUUGGUCGUGCUAAAUUGCGUAUAUUCCACAAAAAUACUUUGAUAUGAGUUUACAUACUUUACUAGUUUGGUGUCCAUAGUAAAGAAAAUAUUUUGGUGAUUUAUCCUAAUGUAAACAAUUUGUUUAUUUUGCGAUCAAAUUUGUUGCGAAAAUGGCUGAAAAGCCUGAAAAACCAGUUCCAGCGAGCAGCAACAGCCAGCCAAUCGUGAAAAUAGGCCAUUACACACUUGGUGCAACAUUAGGUGUCGGAACUUUCGGUAAAGUAAAGAUUGGAGAACACCAACUAACCAAGCACAAGGUUGCAGUGAAGAUUCUAAACAGACAGAAAAUAAAAUCUCUAGAUGUCGUGGGAAAGAUCAGACGCGAGAUUCAAAAUCUCAAAUUAUUCAGACAUCCUCAUAUUAUUAAAUUGUACCAGGUCAUAUCAACCCCAACAGACAUAUUCAUGAUAAUGGAAUAUGUUUCUGGCGGUGAACUAUUUGACUAUAUAGUGAAGAGGGGAAAGCUCCAAGAGCAUGAGGCUCGCAGGUUUUUCCAGCAAAUUAUCUCAGGAGUGGACUACUGUCACCGGCACAUGAUUGUGCACAGAGAUCUCAAGCCAGAGAACUUGCUGUUAGACCACAACAUGCAUGUCAAGAUAGCAGAUUUUGGACUCUCGAAUAUGAUGAUGGAUGGAGAGUUUUUAAGGACUUCUUGUGGUUCGCCUAAUUAUGCUGCUCCUGAAGUGAUAUCGGGGAAGCUUUACGCUGGGCCUGAAGUAGACGUGUGGUCGUGCGGAGUGAUCCUCUAUGCUCUCCUCUGCGGUACAUUACCAUUCGACGACGAACACGUCCCAACACUAUUCAGAAAGAUCAAGUCUGGAAUAUUCCCAAUUCCAGAGUAUCUAAACAAGAGUGUUGUUAGUUUGCUGUGUAUGAUGCUGCAAGUAGAUCCGAUGAAGCGAGCCACCAUCGAAGAUGUAAAGAAACACGAUUGGUUCCAGAAGGAUCUCCCUGGAUAUCUGUUUCCAUCGCCCGUUGAACAGGACAGCAGCGUGAUCGACACGGAGGCAAUAUCGGAGGUGUGCGACAAGUUCGGCGUGAAGGAGCACGAGGUGCACAACGCGCUGCUGAGCGGCGACCCGCACGACCAGCUCGCCAUCGCGUACCACUUGAUCAUAGACAACAAGCGUAUCGCUGAUGAGGCCGCUAAGGCGGAGAUCAAGGACUUCUAUGUUGCUGGCGGCGCGCACGCGGAGCCGGCGCGGCCGCACCCCGAGCGCAUCGCCCCGCUGCGCGACAGCGGCGCCGCGCACCCGCCGCAGGACAAGGCCAAGGGCACGCCCGUCAAACGGGCUAAAUGGCACUUAGGUAUAAGAUCACAAAGCAAGCCGAACGACAUUAUGCUAGAAGUGUUCCGCGCCAUGAAAGCGCUCGACUACGAAUGGAAAGUGAUAAACCCAUACCACGUCAGAGUGCGCACGCUAAACAAAAUGACGGAAAAACACGUGAAAAUGUCCCUUCAGCUGUACCAAGUGGACUACAAAUCCUACCUUCUGGAUUUCAAAUCUCUAUCGGGAGAGCGUGAGGAGUCUGAAGAGGACGCGUCUCCCCUCGCUCCCCCGGCUCCCCCCUCCCUACCCGUCACCCCCGCCGGCGCCCAGGGUCACCACACCAUGGAGUUCUUCGAGAUGUGCGCUGCUCUCAUCAUACAACUCGCUCGGUAACCGACCAUCGUGACGUACCAUAGAUACCGCAUUGACAUGCAUGUGUGGGCAUUAAGUAAGCAACCAAGAGUGAAUUAGAAAUGCUUGAUCAAUCAUCUAUAUUCGAAAGUCAAACAUUAACGGGCUUGCGUGAAUUGACCAAUCAGAUCGCUUUAUUGCUAUGCAAUGCUCGUGCGCUGUUCGUGCGGUAUCUAUUGGAAGUAAUCUAUGGACGCGCAAACAUGGCGUCUAGUCCCGCCUGUUUGUACAAACUGACAAAAACAUCGACAUGCAAUAUGAGAAAGAUAAUCAUCAAUUUUCCAUUGUUGUGUCUUUUCCCCUAUAUUUAUAGAGCUUUUUCUAACGUGAGCGCCAACGACACUGACACGCAGAUAAUGUAACAUGUAACAAUGUAUAGAAUCGCUGGCACACACUUGAUUGUAGUACAAAAUGAAAUUAAAUCUGCGAUAGGUUGCGUUGCGUCGCCUACGUAUUGGCACUCGCUUAGCCUUUGAUGUGGGCUGAUAAAAUACCGCAGACAAUGCUUUGGACAUCUUUAAUUAUUCUUGCAAUCAAUUGAUUAAAAGCAUUGUUCGAAAAUGGGAUUCGAGUACUUAUUCGUUUGACAUAGUAGUAUAGGCGUUGUGACGGUAACAUCGAUUGUCUUGUCCAUCGAACCCAAUCUCUGUCACCAUUUUUGCCCACUAAUACUAUUAGAGCAAUAUUUAAAUAUAGAUAACAGUCUUUCGAUAGGUCUUAUGCUGCUUCAUCCUAAUAUGUUUUCAUAAAAAACAUCGCCUUACAUAUUGGUUAAAAUCAUAUUUAUCAGUAUUGCUACAGUAAUCAUGAACCUAUAAUCAUUGUUAAAAUCUAUAUUUCCCUUUCGUGGCGAAGGACUAGGGCACACAUACUUUUAUAGCGUACUGACGUUCGAACGAAAUUAAGACGCGCAUUAAACAAGAUUCAGUGGUGUAGUUUGGAACUGAUAUGUGCUAAAAACGCGCGAUGUCAAUUACAAAAUGGCGCGUGCAUGAGUCCAAAAUUUAAAAAUUGCAUACUCGGUUUAUUUUUUUAAAACAAUAUCUUGUAGAAUUUUCCACAACAAAUAAGCAAUAACUGAGCCUUAGCUUCAAUAAUAAGUAAAAUAAAGACAUCUCAAAACAGCCAGCCCUAUAACUAUAUUCCGUAACUGGCUGUUCAGAGGAUAUCGGUGCCCUGUAAAAAACAUACCGAUUCGGAAAACUUAAGCCGUACAGCCUUAGAAUGCGAUAUAGCUAUUCCCAAUCUUUUGACCAGACUGAAUAUAGUCACAAGCUGCCUGAUAGGCAUAGCUUUUACCUACAUAUUGGAUGACAGAAAUAGAAAGCGUUUGAAAUAACUAACUUCGGGUAAUAAAGAUUGGGAAUGCCAAUAUUGGAGGUUGUCCUGAUUCUAAAUAAACCUGGGGAACAAAUGAAAUGGGGCAGAGGAAAUCCAAUGCUCAUAACUAAUAAUGAAUUUAAAUAGAACACCAUAUAUUUAUCACAGUUGUUACAAAAAUACGCCUCGACAUAUUAUAGCUUUCGCGUAAUAAAAUAAAUAUAAUGUUGAAUAAUUUUAGUAUUUUUCCAUAGUAAUAGUCAGACUGCCUUAUUGGGUGCAUAGUAGGAACUACAUCAGAACUAUAUUAUAAUAAGAUACUAUAAUCUCGUUUUCUUAUAAUUUUCGCCUACAGUAUUAAUUUUGCUGAACCUUCCCCUUAUUCCUACGAUAAAAAGCAAUCGCUUAUUUAUGGUUAACAUACCAAAGUGAAGAAUAAAUAGGAAGUGCCUUUUGUAUAAUAAAAAGUGGUUUGCGAGUAAUUUAAAUUAAUUUUGACCUGAAUAAGGAGAAUGUUUAUACUGGUAAAGGUUUCUUUACAUUGUGAAAGUAAAUUAGACGUAAGUUGGUAACAUUGGCGGCAGAUUGUGAACUUUGUUGUAAUUUAAUAUUUUAGUCUCUGGCCAAUAUAUUUUUUUUAUUUGGCCGAGCUGUAGUGUACAAAUUAUUUAUUGUACAGCUUUGAAUAUGUGUAUAAAGCAAUUCAACAUUUAAUUUUAGUCGAUCAUUAUUAAAAUCUCUUAGUUUUAGUAA
Messenger RNA from Manduca sexta (tobacco hornworm), 3854 nucleotides. RefSeq names its product 5'-AMP-activated protein kinase catalytic subunit alpha-2. Gene Ontology annotation, biological process: intracellular signal transduction; protein phosphorylation. The record is from RefSeq and is a predicted model, not a curated record. Gene Ontology annotation, molecular function: protein serine/threonine kinase activity; ATP binding. Gene Ontology annotation, cellular component: cytoplasm. NCBI's taxonomy places the organism in Eukaryota, Metazoa, Arthropoda, Insecta, Lepidoptera, Sphingidae.